Messenger RNA from Neolamprologus brichardi, 718 nucleotides. NCBI's taxonomy places the organism in Eukaryota, Metazoa, Chordata, Actinopteri, Cichliformes, Cichlidae. The record is from RefSeq and is a predicted model, not a curated record.
AUGACGCGUCGCUCCACCCCCUCCUCCGAGAUGCUGGCCAGCCUGACCACGCCCCCACUGGAGCCGUCCCGCUCCAUGGCCAGAGACAGAGCUGAGGAGAGACGAUUGGCUGCCGUCUCCACCAAUGGGGGCUCGUCCAGCUCAAUGCUGUGGGCGGGGCCAAAGACACAGGUUAAAGGAGUGUUUCCUGCACUCGGCUCCAUCGUCACGUGUUCAGUGUUUGUUUUCUCACCCUGUAGUGGUGCGAGAGUCGGCCCCGAUCACCACUCCUCCGUCAUACUCCACGGCCAUGAUGGUGGUCUGACACACGACAACAAACAGAUGACGGUUCACAACUUGUACAUAUUUGACCGCAAUGGAAACUGUUUGUAUUACAACGAGUGGAACCGCAAGAAGCAGGCGGGCAUCUCCAAGGAGGAGGAGUUCAAGCUGAUGUACGGGAUGCUCUUCUCCAUCCGCUCCUUCGUCAGCAAGAUGUCUCCUCUGGACAUGAAGGAGGGCUUCCUGUCCUUCCAGACCAGUAAGUAUCGUCUCCAUUACUACGAGACACCGAGCGGCCUGAAGUUCGUCUUGAACACCGACCUGUCAGUGACCAACGCCAGGGACACACUGCAGCACAUCUACAGCAAUGUGAGACACACACACACACCUAUGAGUGGGUUCCUCUAUAGAACCAGCUGAACUGCAGCUUUUUAAAGUGUAUUGAACAAAUCAAUCA